AUGGUGGUACUAUACUCGCGACUUCAUCUGGUGUCGAGUCACUUUGAAUAUUUUCGCUACGUGCUGUACAUGAUUAUCUUCAAUGCUUGUGCUUUGCAUAUUCCCACGACAAUUCUAUUUCUCGGAGGCAACCAUGGUGUUGAGAGUUUUGUUACGCCGUUCAAUAUUUACGAACGUAUUCAAUUGACAGGAUUCUCGCUGCAGGAGACUCUCAUCAGUGCUAUAUAUAUCUGGGAGACUGUAACAGGACUUCGACCUGUUUUGACUCUCAAAGGACCGCGAGGCAAGAGAGUGAUUUUGAACCUUGUUCUGAUCAACGCUGUUGCUAUCUUGCUCGAUGCGUCGCUUUUGGCGCUUGAGUAUGCUGACUACUUUGAUAUUCAGACUUCUUAUAAACCUCUAGUUUAUAGCAUCAAGCUGAAAAUGGAGUUUACGGUGCUGAACAAUCUUGUUGCUGUUAUCAACUCGAGUCCUGCCACUAUUGAGGAGAUCCAAAGGUCUCACUAUGAAGAUCUUCAUAUACAGCCAAGGUGGAGUGGUGAUCACACUCCUGGUACUCUCGACAUCCAUACCGAGAUAUUGGGCUAUGAUGGAACAGAUUGCUCGAAACAUGUGGCCAGGUCUCCAAAUUCCCGGACCUCCAAUUAUCCCAUGUUGUCUGUCAAAUCGAAUGUAUCGUGA
Molecule: messenger RNA, 681 nt
Organism: Penicillium odoratum
Lineage: Eukaryota; Fungi; Ascomycota; Eurotiomycetes; Eurotiales; Aspergillaceae
Exons: 1
Coding region: 1-681 (226 amino acids)
Source: RefSeq, a predicted model, not a curated record